AUGUCCUCAGGUCAGCCUAGUCAGAAGGCUGUAGUCGUUGCUGCAGCAGAGCCCAAGGCUCGUGGCGCGAAUAGGUCGACGAAAGUAGCCGGCAAGUUGAAGGUGCUACCCGACCAGGUCGAGCCCGUGCUGCAAGGCAAACCCGUUGAGCUCGUCCUGAGCCCGCCGCCGCAGGACAAGAUCGAGGAAGAGGAAGAGGGUGAUGAAGCAGAGAGCGAGGAUGAUAAUGGAGACGAUGAGGAGGAACCUGACGAUAUUGAGGUCUACAACCAGAUCGACCUCAUUCCUGCGGGGACCGCACGAAGGGAUGCCUUGUGGCUUACCAAAAAAAAGGCGAAGUCGCUUCCCCGCGUUACAGCGUACGCCACUGCAAGCUCCUAUCGAUUUCCAGAACUCAUGAAGUUCUUCAACGCUCGUCGUGCCUCUUAUCACACCAACCCCAAAAUCAUCGAUGAAGUAAUUUACACGCCAUACGCAUAUGAAUUAUCCUCCGAAGACGGAAUCGGGUCCCACCGCCAAGUCCGAUUUCAAGGUCAGUCUCCGACACAAAGUCAGACUGGAGACCUCCUUGGCGUACCCGAGUUGGCGCCGGAGCAUGCACACACAGAUGGGGAACAGCAGGUACCAAAGAACAGGAAGAACAAAUUUCUGUCUCGCGAGCGUCCGCGGGAGGCCGAAAUCUUUCUGUUCAAAUAUGGCACAGUCGUCCUAUGGGGCAUGACGGAGGCACAGGAAAAGCGAUUCCUAUCCUCUAUCAAGCGGUUCGAAGUAGACAAAUUGCCACCAGAAGAAGUGGAAAUGGAAGACUUGAACUACUAUUAUGCCAAUUACAGCCGUAUCUAUAACGACGUGAUUACACUGCGAGUUGGGUCUAGCUACAUGACGAAGCUCUCCCUCUCACACGCGUUAUCGCAGUCUGUCAAGAUAUCACUGUUCGAGGAGUUAAUUUCUUCUACUAUCGAAGAGACAAAAGACAUCCCGGAAAUCAUCAGCGAGACGGGAAAGAUUGGCAUGCCUCAUAAAGACAUCAUGCGAAAGAUUGGUGAACUAUUUUUGUUGAGAACAAAUAUCAAUUCUGUGGGCUCUGUUCUCGAUUCCCCGGAAGUUUUCUGGACAUACCCCGAUUUACAGCCGCUAUAUGAUGCGGCCCGAGACUACCUGGAGAUUCCGCAGCGGAUUGACCUGCUGAACACUCGAGUGGAGGUUCUACAAGACAUGCUCCAGCUAUUGAAGGAAACUGUCUCAAGCCGACACGCGGAACGACUAGAACAGAUAGUCAUUGCUCUGAUCGUGGUUGAGAUUGUUUUGGGUAUUGUGACCAUCAUUGUUGACCUCUUCGCCUGAGCACAAGGACCAUUUUCAUCCGUAUCCGUCUUAAUUACACACAUACCGUACAGCCAUCUAGUCAUACCGUACACGGGAUCAAUCACGUACCUGC
Postia placenta MAD-698-R-SB12 is the source of this 1438-nucleotide messenger RNA. RefSeq lists its product as hypothetical. Bases 1 to 1344 code for a protein of 447 amino acids. The transcript is spliced from 13 exons. The record is from RefSeq and is a predicted model, not a curated record. Lineage: Eukaryota; Fungi; Basidiomycota; Agaricomycetes; Polyporales; Adustoporiaceae.